Molecule: messenger RNA, 1755 nt
Organism: Cryptococcus amylolentus CBS 6039
Lineage: Eukaryota; Fungi; Basidiomycota; Tremellomycetes; Tremellales; Cryptococcaceae
Exons: 9
Coding region: 49-1755 (568 amino acids)
Source: RefSeq, a predicted model, not a curated record
CCACCACCCUGUAUAUCCCACCCGCCCCUCGCACAUACCCCACAAAGAAUGCCGCACCAUAACCCAGCUGCGAGCGCAUCCGAUGAUGAAGACUGGGUCCCUCCUACAGAGGAAGAGUACAGGGAUCUGAAAAAGUACAAAUCAUUCAUUAUAGUGCCUAUGGAUACCCCUUAUUCCAUUGGUGAAUUUGUGUGGAUGCACCAUGACAAAUGCCGACCCUUGUCCGACUCGCCCCCCCGCCCUGCGCCAAGGCGCGUACGCCCUUCCCUCACACCCUCGCAAUCUCAACGCGAAGGAAGCACCGCCAGCCUCGCUCCCAGUGCGGCCACAGGCGAAGGUUCGUCCGGCGCCCUGGUCAGCGCAGAGGAGGAGGAGAGGCAGUGGCAGAGGAGGGAGGUGAAUAAGAUGUGGAAGGCGGGGCAUUGGAUUGGGAGGAUCAUUGAAGUGAGGGCAAGGGGGAAUAUGUAUGUUUGGAUGAAGAUAAGGUGGAUGUGUAGGACUAUCAGCGAGUUGAAAGAGCAAGAUGUCAAAACCGGCUUACCGCGUUCAAAACCCGCCGGCCGCGAAAUCUUCAUGCUCGGCCCAGAAUACGACGCCAUACAACCAGUCGGCACCGUCGAAGGCCGCGUCCCCGUCGUCCUAUUCGACGAGUCCAACCCGAUCCCGCCGGAAGAUCAAGAGAUUGAUGAAGAGACGAUCUGGUAUAGGCAUGAGGCGAGGAUGCCGAAUGAGAUGGAGAUGGAGCUGCUUCAUCCGAGGGCGAGCGCUGGGUCGGAGGCUGGGCCUGGGGGCGGAGGUGGGAGGGGUGGGAGGGGUGGGAAGGGGAAGGGGAAGAGGGGGAGGAGCGAGGAACCGUAUCAACCAACAUCGUGCUACUGCGGCGACCCCUACCUCCCCAUCGCCACGAAACCAGAACUCAUGGCGCUUUGUCCCAACCCCGGCUGUCUGAGAUGGUUCCACCUCGGCUGCCUGGACUGGACCGGCCGAGGGCACGACCACCGUCUGCCUUCCCUCACGCCUUCCUCUUUGGCCUACAUCCGCAAGUCGGGGCUGGCGCUGGCGAAGUAUAUGGUUGACAGUACGCCUGCGGGUUCGGGUUUGCCUGUGCCGCCCAUGUCGGCUUCGACUGUUUCUUCUUCGCCUAGCCAGAUCAACGGCAGCGGCCAUGUCAAUGGCCAGGGACAGACGCAGACGCAGGCGCCAGAGAUAAGGACCUCCCAAACAGCCCUCCGCCGCGCCCUCACUCCAGCGUGGUCCUGGGCAAACCGCCACCCCCAAGCCGAAGGUCUCCCAGCCGAUACCCUACCGUCGCCUACCGACUCUCAAGCCCUGUUGGAAGUCGGGUUGAAAGAGUCGCUUUUGCUGGAUUCUGAAGCUCGGGCGAAGGGCAGGGGGCGGAGUGUGGAGGGAGAGGGGGAGGGGGAGGGGGGGAAGGAGGAAGGGGUGGAUAUGAGGCUUGGGGAAGAGGUAAUUGCUGCUGCUGAGGGUGUUAUCGUCCGAGGUAAGGGUUAUGGCACCGGGGGGAACGCGAGGAAAAUACUGUCGGCGAGGUGGAUCGUGCAUCAAGCUGCCCUUUCGCCGCCUUCCCCUUCCCCUCUUCCUCUUGUCUCUGGUUCUGGGACAUCAGGCGGAGGACAAGGAGAAGACAGGAUAGUGAGGUUGGUGAGAGAAUGGGAGACAAAGUGGGGUGGGGUGGAGGGGUUGGAGGUUAGGAGGUGUGUUUGGAGUUGUCCGGGGUGUGAGAGGUUGAUGUAG